Sycon ciliatum is the source of this 1155-nucleotide messenger RNA. Its product is annotated as heterogeneous nuclear ribonucleoprotein D0-like. Gene Ontology annotation, biological process: regulation of translation. Lineage: Eukaryota; Metazoa; Porifera; Calcarea; Leucosolenida; Sycettidae. The record is from RefSeq and is a predicted model, not a curated record. Gene Ontology annotation, cellular component: cytoplasm. Gene Ontology annotation, molecular function: mRNA binding.
GUCUGCCUCGAGCGGGACCCGACAGGCUCCAGACCCUCUCCUUACUAGUCUUCGGCCUGGCUGUGUAGCUAUGGCUUGCGUUGCUCUCAAACGGUCACACUUCGAUUUGCAGAACACCCCAAUACAAGCUUGGUGUGGAGAGCCUUCGGCAAGGAGAAGUGUUCGUUCGCUGCAAUGCCAUCAUGCCAGUUUUCUCCCAUUCUGCCGUAUAGUGCAGCAAGCUGGUCUCCAAUAUUCCAGUAAAUUCCCGUGUCUAGAACACGUAUGAUCUUGGAAGCUGUAAAUGGAGGCCUUCAUCAUUGUUUUUCCCCACGCGUGGGGAGCCUUCGGCAAGGAGAAGGUGUUCGUUCGCCCCUGCUGCCGACUUGCUCCUGAAUCUUCUCCUGCCACCAUGUCAACAUCUAACAGCGCUGUGAAUGAAGCUCCAGUUAGCUAUGAGCCCAGCGGCCAACCUGUCGACCAAGACGCAUCGACUGACGCGGCCCAAAGCGAAGAAACAGUAGGCAACCAGGCCGAUUCCAAAGCAAGUGCAAGCGACAGCACCGAAUCGGAGACCCGAGAUCCGCCAAAUGAACCAGGGAAGAUGUUCAUUGGACGACUAAGCUGGCAGACUGACCAGCCCGCCCUAAAUACGUAUUUCAGCAAGUACCGGGAAGUGAAAGAUAGCGUUAUGAUGACCGACACAGUUACUGGAAGGUCCAGGGGAUUUGGUUUAGUCACCUUCAAGGACCCCGCCUCAGUUGAUCGUGUGCAAGAAGAGAAACGGCACAUGCUAGACCAGGAACAGAUUGACCCUAAGGCCACCCUUUUUUACAACUUCGCAUAUUAUUGGUACUACUACUUUCUUGGGUUUUUUUGGUCAGAGGCAAAAAGGUACGCGGGCGCGGACGUUAAACAACGAAAAAAGAAAGGGUGGCUUAACGUUGCACUACCCCGAAGACAAGUAGUCAAUACAACUAAGAAGUCAUUCCUCGGAGGCCUGGCUCAGUCCACUACUGAGCCCAAAAUAGUUGCUUACUUUGAGGAGAGAUGGUCCAAGCCCGACGAGUGUUACUUUAUUUAAACUUAUACCGUAAACAUAUCUCGAGAACACCUCCAACAUCUUCACCAUUAACUGUCUUCAAGUCCAAGAAGACCAAACAAACUUAACAUCAA